GGUCGUUCUGUUGUCCAAGAUGGCGGCGCCCAGAGAGUCGUGUUGAAGGAAAUGAAGGGCAGGCAGAGCGCCGGGGCCGGUCCCUCCGUUAUCCGCUUUACCUCCGGUUACGGCCGGCACUGAGAUUGAAACACCUCACCCGACCGAAAAUUUUUGCAGCACAUCCAAGAAAAAACAUCAUGCAACAGAUGCCAUGCAAGUUUGCCUGUUUCUUUAGAGUCAUCAAAGUAAAGGGAGUUACAUUUCAACAGCUGAACUUCUUCAGGCGAAAAUAUGCAAUGCAGCAUAAGAAAACACUUUAUCAGCAAGCAAAGCUGAAGCCAGAAUCAACUGUACCACCUUGCCUGGAAGGACAGCGUUCAAAUGAAGACACAAUGAUUGUCCAUGAGGUGAAAUCAAUUUCACCUCUUCGGCCUCCCUUCUCAGAGAAACCAGUGAUGAAUGAAGAAAUACCGAAGUUCUCAGCAGUUGCUACUGUUGCAAAAACUGUGGAAGAAUCAGCAUUGAAAGAAGAAAAAGAUUGGAAAGAAAUGAAAUUAAAUUUGGAUACUUUACCUAACAUUUUGGCUCGUUUGACCAAAAUUAAACUUACAGUCCUGGUUUUAGGUACGGGUUCAGCUGGAUUUGCGCUUGCACCCGUGCCGUUUGACUUAAGCUGCUUCCUAUUGGUCACCCUUGGAACAGGCCUGUCAUCGUGUGCAGCUAAUUCCAUUAAUCAGGUUUAAAAAACUGUUUGGGAAUAUCCUCCCCCAUCCACCCCUGAAAAAGAAAUGAAGCUUUCGUCUGCAUUCUGCAUGCUAUGUCUUAAUUUCCAAUUUAGAGAGUUCAGCUUCAUUGCAAUGAAUUUAAAAAGAAUUUGAAA
This is a messenger RNA of Protobothrops mucrosquamatus (brown spotted pit viper), 862 nucleotides long. Its product is annotated as protoheme IX farnesyltransferase, mitochondrial-like. The record is from RefSeq and is a predicted model, not a curated record. Gene Ontology annotation, molecular function: protoheme IX farnesyltransferase activity. Gene Ontology annotation, biological process: heme biosynthetic process. Gene Ontology annotation, cellular component: mitochondrion; membrane. The coding region runs from base 180 to 725 and encodes 181 amino acids. The transcript has 5 exons. Lineage: Eukaryota; Metazoa; Chordata; Lepidosauria; Squamata; Viperidae.